UGAGAGCAAGUGUGUGUGUGUGUGUGUGUGUGUGUGUGUGUGUGUGAUGGACACACAGUGUGAAACCCCCUCAGUUAAGGAGCUGGAACGGAUCCUGUAUGGAGGGAAACGAAGCGGAAACCAUGUGGACGAGGUCUGGCCCAACCUGUUCCUGGGAGACAUGUCGAUAGCUAACGAUCGCUACAGCCUGUGGAAGCUCGGGAUCUCGCACGUGCUGAACGCUGCUCACGGGAAACCGCACUGCCACGGCAGCCACGAGUUUUACGGCUCAUCUGUGGAGUACUACGGCGUUCCUGCAGACGAUUCGCCGUCCUUUAAUCUCACUCCUUACUUCCAGCUGUGUGCAGACUACAUCCAUCAGGUGCUGAAUUCUCCCGGAGCACGGUUGCUGGUGCACUGUGCAGUAGGUGUGAGUCGUUCUGCUUCGUUGGUUCUCGCCUACCUGAUGAUCCACCACCAGUUCCCCCUGCUGGACGCCAUCAACACGGUGAAACAGUGCCGAUGGAUUUUCCCGAACCGCGGAUUUCUCCGGCAGCUUCGAGCGCUCGAUAUCAGACUGCACAGCACACGGAGUCACACAACGGCAUGA
This is a messenger RNA of Neoarius graeffei (lesser salmon catfish), 589 nucleotides long. RefSeq names its product dual specificity protein phosphatase 13A-like. Gene Ontology annotation, cellular component: cytoplasm. The record is from RefSeq and is a predicted model, not a curated record. The transcript is spliced from 3 exons. NCBI's taxonomy places the organism in Eukaryota, Metazoa, Chordata, Actinopteri, Siluriformes, Ariidae. Gene Ontology annotation, biological process: protein dephosphorylation; negative regulation of MAPK cascade. The coding region runs from base 47 to 589 and encodes 180 amino acids. Gene Ontology annotation, molecular function: protein tyrosine/serine/threonine phosphatase activity; MAP kinase phosphatase activity.